Molecule: messenger RNA, 1379 nt
Organism: Cornus florida
Lineage: Eukaryota; Viridiplantae; Streptophyta; Magnoliopsida; Cornales; Cornaceae
Product: D-aminoacyl-tRNA deacylase
Exons: 9
Coding region: 162-1109 (315 amino acids)
Biological process (GO): D-amino acid catabolic process
Molecular function (GO): D-aminoacyl-tRNA deacylase activity
Source: RefSeq, a predicted model, not a curated record
CUUACCAAAUUUUGUAAACCUAUAUUCAACUUCUUCCUCAAGAAUUCAACAAUUUAUAAUACUCCUACUAAUUUUUUUUUAGCCUAGCGAAACUAUCGGAGUCUCACCGAUACGCGCUUAUAUAUAUAUACACACACACAAUCCUAUAUAGAGAAAGAAAUAUGGUGACUUUAGUAGUUGCCACCACCACCGAUCCUGCCUCAAUCGGCCCUGCCACCGCCUUAUUGGCCAUGCCCGGCUGGCAACCUGGCGCCUCCUUCCAGGGUAUCAGAAGUUUCAGAAAUGGAGAAGUGAGACUGUUAGAGCACGACAAAGGCAUUGUGGAAGAGGAUGACUUGGACAUGCGUUGGGAAGAAACCACCGGUGAGGUGGUCGACGAGCUCAUCUUCUUAAGCAAACACACCGCCGUCUCUAACCGCCCUGCCCUCACUGUACACCCAAUUGGAGUACCACAUUUGAGGGAAGGAGAUGUGCCACCACAAGGUGGGAAGCCUGGAUGGGCUGCACCACCGAGUCCUCGGAUAGCACCAUGGCUGAAACUCUUGAAGAAAAUCGCUGAAUCCCAUAAUCUAAUUCCUGAAUUUGAGAUUACUCUUGAGGCCACUCAUCAUGGACCUGUGACAAAUAAGCCAACCAUGUUUGCGGAGAUUGGUAGUACAGAGGAGUACUGGAGGAGGGAAGAUGCUGCUCAUGUUAUUGCUCUAUUAGUUUGGGAAGGACUUGGGCUUGGAGGAGGUGGUGCUGUUGGAAACUGGAACAGUAAGAACGAUAAAAACAAGGUCCUUCUUGGAUUAGGAGGUGGACAUUAUGUACCUCGGCACAUGGAUAUAGUUCUGAAAGAUGGUGUUUGGGUGGGCCAUCUGCUUUCUGGAUAUUCCUUGCCGAUGGAAGAUCCUAGCCAGUCAAAAGCAGAAACAGAUGCAGAUGUUGGUGGGACUUGGAAGCAAGCAAUAAAAGUUUCAUUUGAUGCUACAAAAGCAGCUUUCCCCGGUGGGGAAAUUUUGGCACAUCUUGAUCAGAAGAGUUUCAAGGGCUGGCAAAAAAAUGCUGUUACAAGGUUUCUAGGUGAACAGAAGAUUAAAAUUGGCAAACCUGGGGACUUCAGCUGAUUGUGAAAAUUGGUCAGGGCGAUUACUUUUCCCUUAUUUGGGCAAAUCUCGGAUUUUGGCAAACUUUUACCAAAUAUACUUUUACCAAAUAUAUUCAUCAUCGAUAUAAAUUGUUGUUACAGCACCAGCACUAUGUUCUAGUUCAUUUCUCUAGUAAUUCCAUCACCAUAUGCUAUGAACAAGUGCAACAGAAAGUAGAAAGUAGAGAAAAUGCGAAAGAAUUUGAACUCUGUAUGACAAUUGAGCAUAAGUUUUGCUGAUUUUCUGGUA